Messenger RNA from Phyllotreta striolata, 2649 nucleotides. Lineage: Eukaryota; Metazoa; Arthropoda; Insecta; Coleoptera; Chrysomelidae. The record is from the annotation of a GenBank genome assembly.
AUGAUUAAGUACUAUUUACACAAAGCUCUCAGCUUGUCAUUGCAGUUUCCCAACAAAUUGUACCGGUACAAAAUGGCAAUGGAACAAAAAUUUCAAAAACUACCCGCUUCGGUGAUUCCAAAACACUACAAUAUUCACCUGUUGCCGGACUUGGAAAAAUUUAAAUUUACCGGAAAAAUUAAUAUCGAUAUUGAGAUCAAAGAGGCAACUGACAAGAUUACGUUGAAUUCAUUAAAUUUAAAUUUCCAUUCUGUAAAAUUACUGAGCAAUCAUGCUGAACAUAAACCAGUUAAAACUGAAUUCAUCGUUGACGAAGAAAAAGUUAUCCUCAAUUUCGAUAAGCUCCUUACGCAAGGAAAUUAUAAUUUAUACAUAGAGUACGAAGGAAAUCUCGAGGAUAAUAUGAGAGGAUUUUACAGAACUAAAUACACAGACGAUAAAGGACAACAAUUUUAUUCAGCAGUAACUCAAUUAGCUCCUGCCGAUGCAAGGAGAUGUUUCCCCUGCUGGGACGAGCCUGCCCUUAAAGCCACAUUCGAUAUAGAAUUAACUUCUAACAAACGCACUACACUUUCUAACACAUCCGUUAUUAAGAGUAUUCCAUCGGAGAAUUCUACCAAGUACACCUUUGCGAGUACUCCGAAGAUGUCCACUUAUUUAGUGGCAUUCGUAGUAGGCGAUUUCGAAUAUGUGGAAAAAGAAACCGAUGGCGUUUUAAUCAGAGUAUACACUCCCUUGAAAAAGAAACAUCUAGGCGAAUUCGCGUUAGAUGUCGCUACAAAAGUACUCCAUUACUACAAGGAGUACUUUAAAAUAGCUUACCCGUUGCCCAAAUUAGAUCUAGUAGCCGUGGCCGGUUUGAGCUAUGGAGCCAUGGAAAACUGGGGCCUUAUAACAUACAGGGAACAGCGAUUGUUGAUAGACCCGGACAAUUCAUCGACUGCUACCAAGCAGGAUGUCACGUUUGUCGUGGCACACGAAUUAGCCCAUCAGUGGUUCGGAAAUCUGGUGACUAUGAAGUGGUGGACGGAUUUGUGGUUGAACGAAGGCUACGCCACUUUCACGCAAUUUCUGGUCACCAGCCACCUUUACCCCGAGUACGAUAUUUGGUCGCAAUUCGUCAAUACUUACUUCCUGGCCGCGCUGGAAUUGGACGGUUUAAAAAAUUCGCAUCCCAUCGAGGUCCCCGUGGAUAAUCCGUCGGAGAUCAACCAGAUUUUCGAUGCUAUUACGUACAAUAAGGGAGCGUCUGUGAUUAGAAUGUUGCACCAGUUUAUCGGAGAGGAGAAGUUCAGGGAAGGGAUGUGUUUGUAUUUGAGUAAACACCAAUACGGAAAUACUUCUACUGAGGAUUUGUGGAGUGCUCUAGAAGAAGCUAGUAAACAACCCGUGGCGAGGAUAAUGUCCACAUGGACCAAGCAAUUGGGUUUUCCAUUGAUUAAAGUAGAAACUCACGAUGUAGAAAAUGGGGUUAAUAUUAAACUGUCUCAAACGAAAUAUAACUCUGACGGUUCUCAAUCCACCGAAAAACAUAUUUGGAUGGUUCCGAUAUCGAUUUCAACCAGCCAAAAUCCGGAAGUUCAUGAAAAUCUACUCCUAACUAACGAAUCUAUCGAGAAGACUAUAACUGGAUUAAAACCUACCGAUUGGAUUAAAAUUAAUCCGGGUGUAGUCGGUUUCUACAGGACACUAUACACAAAUGAAAUGCUAGAUAAAUUUGCAGUUGAUAUCAGAAAUCGCCGAAUGCCACCUUUGGAUAGAUUGGGUUUGCUGGAAGAUAUCUAUGCAUUGGUGAAAGCGGGUUACAUGAAAACCGACGCUUUGCUAGAUUUCCUCCAGAAUUACAAGCAAGAAACGAACUCAAACGUCUGGAUUUCCAUCGUAACUAUACUAAGUAAAUUACAAACGCUCUUGGAUUACUCCGAAUGCAGUAAAGGCUUCCGAUGUUAUCAGAAGCGACUGUUGAAAGGCAUAUACGAGUCCAUCGGCUGGGAACCGAGGGAUAAUGACUCUCAAAUCGACAGUCUUUUGAGAGGCAAACUGCUAGCUCACAUGUCUUCCAUACGAGACGAAGAGGUUACUAAGGAAGCGAGGAGAAGAUUCGAGCGGCACGUUAACGGCGAGAAAAUACUACCGGCCGAUUUAAGAGUGGCUUGCUACAAAAUCGUAAUCUCCUCCGGCUCGAAGGAGGAUUUCGAAAGUUUGUUUCGAUUGUACAAAACCAGCGAUUUGAACGAGGAGAAACUGAGAAUCGUUAGCGGACUGGGCGCCACCGAACAAGCGGAAUUGAUAGCCGAUUUACUCCAAUUUUCUUUAUCCGAUCACGUGAAGAUUCAAGACGGCGUUUUGGUUUUGAUAGCGGCUUCGCAAACGGCCGCAGGAAGAGAACUGACUUGGGAGUUCAUCAAGGAUAACUGGGAGACGAUAGCUAAAAAAUUCACGGCCGGUUCUCUCCUGCAAAAUUUGAUCAAAGAGGUCGCCGGUAAAUUCGCCUCGGAGCGCAAGCUCGGAGAGCUGGAGGAGUUCUUCGGCAAAACCAGCAACUGUUGGAUAGACAAGGCUGUGCAGCAGGUGUUGGAGAACGUCGGCAUCAGCUCGGCUUGGUUGAGAAGGGACGCAGAAAUUAUUAAGCAUUACUUCAGUUCUUGA